AUGAAAACGAAGGAUUUAUCAUGUUGGUUUUCUCAUUGCCUAGCGUCACCAAGUUCACACGAUGGUAUUUGUGCGAAUGCGACGUGGAACAAGAUUGGUACUAUUGUGGCCGGAGGAAAUGGACAAGGAUCUGGAUUGAACCAACUGAACAAGCCAUCGGGAUUGUUUGUAGAUGACGAUGAUGCCGUCUAUAUUGUGGAUGGCAUGAACGACAGAGUAGUAAAAUGGAGGCCUGGAGAUUCGAGUGGCCAAGUGGUUGCUGGUGGAAAUGGACCAGGUAAUCACACUGAUCAGCUAGAUGAUGCAUCAAGUAUUGUUGUUGACAAGAAUGGGACCAUGUUUAUUUGCGAUUCUCGAAAUACUCGAGUACUACAAUGGGUCAAGGGCGAAAAUCAGGCACAAAUAAUCGUUGAUAAUAUACUAUGCUGGGGACUGGCAAUGGACUACGAAGGUUCAUUGUAUGUUGCUGAUGCUCAUGAACAUGAAAUAAAGAAGUGGCCCGAUAAUCAAAUAGUUGCAGGUGGAAACGGAGAAGGAGCUGCUCUGAAUCAACUUCGAUUCUUCGCUCAUAUAUUUGUCGAUCGGGAUAAAUCAGUUUACGUUGCCGACGAUGGUAAUCAUCGAGUGAUGAAAUGGAUUGUGGGUGCCAAAGAAGGUAUUGUUGUGGCUGGUGGUAAUGGACAAGGAGAUCACAUGGAUCAGUUGAGUGAUCCUCAGUCAAUGAUCGUUGAUCAAUUGGGCACUGUCUAUGUGGCAGACUGGGGCAAUCACAGAAUUAUGCGUUGGUUCAACGGCUCCAAGUCUGGUAGUGUCAUCAUCGAUGAUCGGAGUGAGGCAAAUCCGCUAGAACUGCCGAUCGAUUUGACAUUUGAUCGACACGGAAACUUAUAUGUAGUCGAUUAUUAUAGCCAUUACGUUAAAAUGUACGCUAUUGAUAAGACUUCUUGUUCUACGGAUACAUUUUAG
Molecule: messenger RNA, 966 nt
Organism: Rotaria sp. Silwood1
Lineage: Eukaryota; Metazoa; Rotifera; Eurotatoria; Philodinida; Philodinidae
Source: the annotation of a GenBank genome assembly